Messenger RNA from Andrographis paniculata, 1570 nucleotides. Its product is annotated as STOREKEEPER protein-like. The transcript has a single exon. NCBI's taxonomy places the organism in Eukaryota, Viridiplantae, Streptophyta, Magnoliopsida, Lamiales, Acanthaceae. Gene Ontology annotation, cellular component: nucleus. Bases 180 to 1343 code for a protein of 387 amino acids. The record is from RefSeq and is a predicted model, not a curated record. Gene Ontology annotation, biological process: regulation of DNA-templated transcription.
CGUUGUUGAACGUCGUAAUUAGGCGCAGCACCGUGAAACGACGCCAGCAAGAUUAGGGCAGUUCGCAGUACAUCGGUCCUUUUCAUAUAAAGCGGCCUCGAUUUCUCCAGGAGCCCUAAAUUUCAAUUCAUUUCCCAAUUAGAUCCUUGCGUGAAUAAUUUGGCCGUCGAUUGGAAUUCAUGGGUAUCUCAAAAAAUCGGGAUGAACCUGCGGCACCGACCCUCUCCGAAUCGGAAUCCGGCGAGGAAGAAGAAGAGGAAGCUUCCUCGGACGAAGCUGGGUCCGACGAAUCCGAAUCCGAGCCCGAACAGACUCAAACCGCCAAAAACCCCGCACCAUCGGCGCCGGUAAAAGCCCAGCCUCUGUCGUCCUCGAAGCCCCAGGGGCAGCAGGUGAAGCAGCCGUCCUCUUCCUCCGACGAGGAGGACUCCGGAUCGGAUACGGAGUCAGAUUCCGAUGGGCAGGAACAGAAAGUCAAGCCUGUGGCAUCCAAGCCCGUGGAUGAUGGGCCUGCAACCGAUUCAGGCGCUAGAAAGUCGAGAUCUAAAUUCGUGGCUCCGGUAAAGUCCGCUGCCGCUCCGGAAGAGAAGCAAGCGGAGGAGAAGGAUACGAAGAAGUCUAAGAAGCAGCCUGAGAUCGAGAGCUCCGAGAAGAAGCCUAACGACGACCCAAAGAAAUUGCUUUUCCAGAGGCUUUGGAGCGAGGGCGAUGAAAUCGAGAUUCUGAAAGGAAUGAUAGACUAUGCAGCCAAGAAGAAGUCCGAUCCUGUUGCUGAUUUGAGUGCAUUCCAUGAUUAUAUCAGGAAGAAUUUACAUGUAGAUGUGACCAGGGCUCAAUUGCAGGACAAAAUCAGGAGGUUGAGGAAGAAGUAUGUCAACAAUAAGAGCAAAGAGAAGGAGGGAAAAAAUCGAACAUUAUCAAAGCCGCACGAGUACAAGGCGUAUGAAUUGUCCCAGAAGAUUUGGGGGAACAAUGGCGGGGCUGAAACUGAGGGUGAAAAAUCAAUUGAACCUUCAAAAGCAAAUGGCGGUUCAGUGAGGAAGACUCCACUUAAAAGAGCAAUCUUUAAUGAGAAUGAUGAGGCUAAAGAUGCAAAGAGUGCAAAGGUUUCAAGCGGCGAAAGGGGAAAUUUCUUAGCAGUUCCAACGCUCACUUCCAUGGGCACGAGCGUGGAGGAUAGGGUUAUGAGGAUGGGAGCAGAGUUAUUCGAAACAGGGAAAGGGCACGAUGGGGAAAAGGAGUGGAUGAGGCUGAAAGUUGAGGAGGCAGAAGUGUACAUGAAGCAGUUGGAGCUGAGGCAUGCACUGACUAAGCUUGUUGUGGAUGCUUUGAAGUCUGAUUAAGCCUUUCGACUGGUUAAUUCUCGUUGCUUUACCAUGUUAUAAUGUUAUGUUAGGGGACCUUAAAUUGUGCCUUUUGGAUGACUAUGUUUUCAUUUUCUUAAUCAGCUAGUCUUUACUUUUGUUUAGUUUGAAUCGCUUUAUUUCAUGUUAUAUGUGAUGGUAUGUCAAGCUAUGUAGCUAUUCAUGAUGGCAGUUUUUAUAAUCCUAGCAUUGUGUCUUCUUGUUGA